Molecule: messenger RNA, 617 nt
Organism: Pezoporus flaviventris
Lineage: Eukaryota; Metazoa; Chordata; Aves; Psittaciformes; Psittacidae
Gene: MGST2
Product: microsomal glutathione S-transferase 2
Exons: 5
Coding region: 90-533 (147 amino acids)
Biological process (GO): leukotriene biosynthetic process
Cellular component (GO): endoplasmic reticulum; membrane; nuclear envelope
Molecular function (GO): glutathione transferase activity; leukotriene-C4 synthase activity; glutathione peroxidase activity
Source: RefSeq, a predicted model, not a curated record
UGUAAUUCUCCCACCUGUUGUUUUUCCUCAUUGCUCACUCAAGCUCUCCUAUACACACAUCCUGCUUGCACACGGAAGCUGGUGGGAACAUGGCUGGUGAUUUAAUUUUCCUUGCGGCUGUCUCUCUUCUUUCCGCCCUCCAGCAAUGUCAUUUUGCUUGGCUGGUGGGGAAAUCAAGAAUGAAGCACAAGGUCAUCCCCCCGGCUGUCACUGGAGCUCCAGAAUUUGACAGAACAUUUCGUGCACAACAAAACUGUGUGGAGUUUUACCCAAUAUUCCUGACUGCCCUCUGGACUGCAGGGUGGUUUUUUAAUCAAGAAUUAGCUUCCUUUCUGGGUGUGCUGUACAUGUUUGCCCGCUACAAGUACUUCUGUGGUUACAUACUGUCUGUGAAAGGAAGGUUAACAGGGUUUUAUUUCAGUUUGAUAAUUCUAACUUGCUUGGUAACCCUGGGUGCAGCAGGGAUUGGUAACAGCUUUCUGGAUGAAUACAUGGACUUCAGCAUUAUGAAGAAACUCCGUAAAUGGUUCUGAAUAUUUUUGUUUUAAUAAAUAAGUAACAUGGAUGCUUUCCCUGAACAGCAAAAAAUGAUAAGCUGCAUGUGAAUAAAGCUUCAA